This is a messenger RNA of Salvia miltiorrhiza (redroot sage), 628 nucleotides long. RefSeq lists its product as uncharacterized. The coding region runs from base 95 to 496 and encodes 133 amino acids. Gene Ontology annotation, molecular function: zinc ion binding. The record is from RefSeq and is a predicted model, not a curated record. The transcript has 3 exons. NCBI's taxonomy places the organism in Eukaryota, Viridiplantae, Streptophyta, Magnoliopsida, Lamiales, Lamiaceae.
CUGGUGGAACAGCAACAUUGGUGAACCAGCGGCGCCCUCCAAAUCAGGGAAAUAUAUUGAGGAACGCCUUCACAGAUCCGAUAACCACAAAGGGAUGGACGCUGCUUACGAGGACUCGACACCACCUCCUCAGUGUAGUUGUGGCAAUGGUAUCAUGAAGCUAAAGUGUGCCGGCUACGGCUCAAGGAACCCCGGCCGUUUUUACUACAAAUGUCCAACGGGUAAAGAUCAUUGGAAGGGAUUCCACUGGUAUGACGAGUACCAUCAGCUUGGUACACAAGAAGUGCCUCGGACGAUCGGAUCCUCUUUACGCCAAGGAUUCAGCCAAGUUGUUUUGUCGUCACCUGUAUCACCCAACGGUAUCAGCGGUUUAGAGAUGUCGGGGAUGGGUUUGGGAUAUAACGCGCCGCGUGGAAUUUUCGAGUUCAUUUGUGCUGCUCUUUGCUUCACAAUAUUUGUUCUAAUUCUAGGUAUUCUCAUUGGCAAAUUUAUGUGAGGAACAUAUGUUAGUACCUCGUAGUCGCGUCUUAUCUUAUGAAUUGCUAUUUCCUAUUUCCUUGAUGUUCGAAAUUUUUGCAGUGAACCUUGUAAUUUAAAUUGACAUAAAAGUUCAAUGUUUGCCCUAUCU